AUGCCAAACUACUUUAUCUUUAACGGGCCUAACUAUCUAGUCGGCUAUGGAAGCCUGCUUUCUAUUAUGGAUUGGAUAGCUGACUAUAUUAUGAGGUGGAUUAAGAAGAUCUCAACGGGAGAUAUCAAGUCUGUCACAGUCGACGUUGGUGCAAUAGCUGACUAUAAUACCUAUACCCACGAGUUCUUGAAGCGAACCGUCUGGAUAAGUGGCUGCCGAUCCUGGUAUAAGAACAACAAGGUGGACGGCAAGGUAACCGCCAUGUAUGCAGGGAGCAUCAUUCACUAUAAGGAAAUUUUGGAGAGCUUUAGGACUGAGGACUUCAACUUUGAGUACAAUAGCCGGAAUAGAUUCAGGUUCAUGGGCAAUGGACUCACAGUCCUUGAAGAGAAGGGGGAGAAUCUUGGGUUUUAUGUCAAGUAG
Molecule: messenger RNA, 423 nt
Organism: Fusarium vanettenii 77-13-4
Lineage: Eukaryota; Fungi; Ascomycota; Sordariomycetes; Hypocreales; Nectriaceae
Exons: 2
Coding region: 1-423 (140 amino acids)
Source: RefSeq, a predicted model, not a curated record